This is a messenger RNA of Brachypodium distachyon (stiff brome), 1776 nucleotides long. RefSeq names its product NAC domain-containing protein 22-like. The record is from RefSeq and is a predicted model, not a curated record. The coding region runs from base 1 to 1314 and encodes 437 amino acids. Gene Ontology annotation, molecular function: DNA binding. NCBI's taxonomy places the organism in Eukaryota, Viridiplantae, Streptophyta, Magnoliopsida, Poales, Poaceae. The transcript has 3 exons. Gene Ontology annotation, biological process: regulation of DNA-templated transcription.
AUGGAGGACAACGGGAGGACCCAACACGGGUUCCCGCGUGGCUACCGCUUCGUCCCCGAGGAGCCGGAGAUCAUCCGCCUCCUCGACGACAAGCUCGCCGGCCGCCCUCUUCCCUACCCUCUCCACAACAUCUUCCACGACAUCAGGAUCCGCGACUUCCACCCCGCCGAGCUCUACGAGGCUUACAAGGAGCACGAGGAGGACGGGUUCAUCUACUUCUUCAGCAUUCGCGAGUUCCCGACGGCUAGGGGCAACAAGCAGCGGCCGGCGCGCGGCGCCAAGCACGGCGCGUGGAAGGCCUCGGGGGGCGGCAAGGCCGUCAGCACCACCACGACGAGAGGCAGCGUCGACGUCGGCCAGAAGCUCACCUUGGUGUUCUACGACAAGGUCACGACGACCGCCGACGACAAGAGCCCCAAGAACACCGGGAAGACCGACUGGGGCAUGCACGAGUUCACCAGGGUUAUAGGACCCGGCAACAAGGUCGCGGACCUGGCCCUGUACAGGCUCUACAAGAUGAGUAGAGGUAAAAAGAAUAAGAUGAAAGCGGAGCUGCGUGCGGCCACCUCCUCCCGCGAGGCCAAGUCCCCAAAUCGUCUGACGGCAUCGUCGUCGUCGUGUUAUCCAGCCGGAGAAACGUCGCAGUUCAUGGCGAAGCAGCUUCUGGACGGCGUAGCCUCGAGCUCCCGGGCACAUGACUGUGCCGAUGAAUACUCGUUUGGUGUGGCGACGUCCUCGGCGCCGGGGCCAAGCAGCAGCGUUGUGAGCAUGGACGGCGCCGGGCAGCACACCUCGCUGCUGCCCAUGACAACAGCACAAGAGAACUACCAGAUGAUGACGCCGCAGCAGCAGGCCGCCCACCACUUCGGGGCAACAUCGUCGCAGCAGCACUUGGGCUGCCCGGGAGCUGUCGUCGUCGGAUGGAGUGAGCAGCAGCUUGUGAACAUGGCCCCGCCGCCGCCAGCGCCGGCUUUGGAUGACGAGUUCGACGCGUUCUGCGCGGGGAAGCAGCUCUCGCCAAACUGGUGGUUCCCCGUGCUCUCCGACCUCUCGGCCAUCCUCAAAGACCCUCCCAUGCUUAAGGAAGACGAAGACUCCUCCGAGUACUAUAAGCUCAACUUCGACUGUGAUCCCACGGGCCCAAUGGACGACGAGGCGCUGCUGUCCACGAUUGGCGACGAGAUGGUACUGCCUUCGUUGACGAUAGAGGACGCGGAUGCCAGCAAUCAGGUUCGGAGUUGCAGCGACCAACCACAGCCAUUGGAUUCCACCAAUAUUGCUUCAGAGCAGCAGCAACACGCGAGAUCCAGCUAAUUAACUCGCAGUUUUGAUGCUUCGUCCAUUCGUUCAGAUUAAUUUGAAUUAUUGUUAUACUCGUAUGUGCUUUAACUUUGCAAUAAAUAAUGUCAACUUGCAAGACUUUUUGCAAGAAUGUGGCUAUUCUUGUUUGGAUCAAGAAAACAAAGUGGUGAGGAUUGAGAAAUGAAUAAUAGUCCCUCUGUUUCAUAAUUUUUGUCUCAAAUUUGUCCAAAAUUGGAUGUACCUAUUCAUAAAAAGCAUCUAGCUACAUGUACGACAAGAAUUAUGGAACGGAAGUAGUAUGCUUUUCGGAGUUGCAAUCCAACCUGCCUAAUUUGUUUAUCCAUGGCAACGUGUUUGUGAAGUCGUUUUAUUUGUAGCAACGUGUUCGUGCAAUUUAAUUUGUUUUAUAUUUGUAGCAACGGGUGGGGGAGAAUUUAACUAGUCCAGCAAUGCAACGUAUAUAAACUGACUUAG